AUGGGGCAGGGGCAACCCAAGCAGGGCCCUGCCCUCAAGGGGCCUCCAGCAACGCCUGCCCGCUGCCCCCUCCUCCACACCUGCCACAGCGAUGGGGCGCCCGGCCCCCCGGCCUCAGAAGCGCCUCAGCACAGCACCGGAGGCCCCUCGCGAGGCGAGCCGGGCGCGCUCCAGGCUUCUCCACCGCUUUCCUCCACCCACGUCCCUGCCUGGCCUUUAUCACCGUCCACCCCGGAGCCCAGCACAUGGCCAACUGGACUCCACCUGACACCGGGUCCUGGGGUCCGAGUUCACCCCCCACCUCGGGAGGCCCCACCAGGAAACACUGUGCUCGGCCAGCUGCCCCGGAGGCCACAGGCCAGGCACCCAAACCCACCCAGAGGCUGUCGCUGCGAAUGUCGGCCACGACUCGCAGGCUGCCAGGGCGUCAGGACUCGUGUGACAGACGUGCUGCAGCAAAACCGGAACUCACCUCAGAACACACACCGGCCUCGCGCCAGCGAACCGGACAUUUCGCUUCCAGUUCCUGGGCCUCAAACUUGCUCAGCCACCAAGACGUCCUAUUGGGAACCGGGAGCGAUCGCCAGCACAGACCACAGCCCCCCCAGCCGGCAGCCGGCCAGCCAGCCUGCAGAAAAAUGGAUGAAAAGGUGGUUUCAGCCCCACCGGCGUGCGCAGUGGCUGAGCGUCCACCUGUGAACCAGGAGGUCACGGUUCGAUUCCGGUGGGGGCAGGGGCCGGGUUGCGGCUCGGUCCCCAGUGGGGGGCGAGGAGGCGGCAGCCGA
This is a messenger RNA of Myotis myotis, 785 nucleotides long. Its product is annotated as basic proline-rich protein-like. Bases 1 to 699 code for a protein of 232 amino acids. Lineage: Eukaryota; Metazoa; Chordata; Mammalia; Chiroptera; Vespertilionidae. The record is from RefSeq and is a predicted model, not a curated record. The transcript is spliced from 3 exons.